Messenger RNA from Egretta garzetta (little egret), 1326 nucleotides. Its product is annotated as lysosomal acid lipase/cholesteryl ester hydrolase. The transcript is spliced from 10 exons. Gene Ontology annotation, biological process: lipid metabolic process. Gene Ontology annotation, molecular function: hydrolase activity, acting on ester bonds. The record is from RefSeq and is a predicted model, not a curated record. Lineage: Eukaryota; Metazoa; Chordata; Aves; Pelecaniformes; Ardeidae.
AUGUCAGAUGACGCUGUGCCACAUCAAGUGGAAAUAACCAAUUUCUUACAGCUCUCAACUCUUCUGUAGUGCCGCGAGAAUAUUCCCAGGCGAGCCCAGAUAGGAAGGAGCACCAUAAUGUGGCUGUUCGUAAGCAUUGCUUGUUUAAUGUGCGUCGGCAAGAACUCAGAUGCGAGCCCCGAGCUGUCCCUGAAUAUUGGUGGAAUUGUCCACUACUACGGGUAUCCCUAUGAGGAGCAUGAAGUGGUGACAGACGACGGCUAUUACCUCACCAUGCAGAGGAUUCCUCACAGCAGAGACGACCCAGGAAGCACGGCCACCUCCCAUGAAGCAGAGGCACAGGGCUCCAGCAUGACCUGUCCCCCUCCAAAGCCCGUGGUCCUCCUGCAGCAUGGCCUGAUGUUGGAGGGAAGCAGCUGGGUUAUCAACUUACCCAACAGCAGCCUGGGCUUCAUUCUCGCCGACGCUGGCUAUGAUGUCUGGAUCGGAAACAGCUGGGGGAACAGCUGGUCACGAAAGCACAAGAAGUUUGAUUUUCACCACCAGGAAUACUCAGCUUACAGCUUUCAUGAGAUGGCCAUGUACGACCUUCCAGCAACGGUCAACUAUAUUCUGCAGAAAACUGGACAGGAGCAGUUAUACUACGUGGGUUACUCUCAAGGCACCACCACAGGUUUCAUUGCAUUUUCGUCCAUUCCUGAGCUGGAUCGCAAAAUCAAGAUGUUUUUUGCCUUGGGUCCUGCCACCAAUAGCUCAAAUAUGAAGACACCAUUGGCAAGGGUGCUUGACCUUCCCGAGGGGCUGGCUAAGUUCAUUUUAGGAUUCAUAAUGGCCUUCAAUAAGGGCAAGACCUUGCACCAAGCGAUUUCCAGUCUGUGCAGCUACCCCAUCUUUAAAAGCUUUUGCUCCUUGGUCUUUUAUUUGCCUGGUGGGCCCAGCAACAGCUUCAAUGUGGGCCGCAUAGAUGUCUACCUGUCCCGCUACCCUGAUUCAACAUCCCUAAAGAACCUGUUACAUUGGCGCCAGCUCUAUCAAACAGGGGAAUUCCAAUGGUAUGAUUAUGGCAGUGACAACAUACUUCAUUACAAUCAGACCACACCUCCCUUUUAUGAACUGGAAAAUAUGAAGGCCCCGCUUGCUGUGUGGUAUGGUGGCAGUGACUGGAUUUCAGACCCCGAAGACGUAAACAUCACACUGACUCGCAUAACCAAUGUGGCAUACAAAAAGUACAUUCCCGAGUUCACCCACUUUGAUUUCCUUUGGAGUACGCAAGUGUAUGAACAAGUGUACAAGAAAAUUCUUGAACUGAUGCAGAAAAGCGCCUAG